Drosophila novamexicana is the source of this 1705-nucleotide messenger RNA. RefSeq lists its product as uncharacterized. The record is from RefSeq and is a predicted model, not a curated record. The coding region runs from base 252 to 716 and encodes 154 amino acids. Gene Ontology annotation, biological process: sleep; regulation of synaptic transmission, cholinergic; positive regulation of voltage-gated potassium channel activity. NCBI's taxonomy places the organism in Eukaryota, Metazoa, Arthropoda, Insecta, Diptera, Drosophilidae. The transcript has 4 exons.
GUUUUGCGUCGCGUAAUCGCAGUGAUUUAGCGUCUCCGAAUCGAAAAGAAUACCACAAAUUGAUAACGAGUUCAAAGUGUGUUCGAGCAAAGCUAACAUGAUAAUUUAACUCAGCUAAAAGCAGAAGAAGAAACAUUGAGUGUAUUUCGGUGAGAGCUGAAUACAAAACAAAUUUGCGACACAAGUGCAAAGUACACAAAACAACAACAACAACAACAACAACAAAAACAGCAAAAACAACAGUUGCAGAAAUGUCGCCUUUUAUGGAAAAAACGUUGCUGUUGUUAGGCGUGCUGUGUUGCAUACAAGUUACCACUGCCCUUAUGUGCUACGACUGCAACAGCGAGUACGAUCCACGUUGCGGUGAUCCCUUCGAGCCCUACUCCAUCGGCGAGGUCAACUGCAGCAAACAGGAGCCUCUGGAGCAUCUCAAGGACAAGUACAAGCCCAUGCUGUGCCGCAAGACUGUUCAGAAAAUUUACGGAAAGGUGCGCGUUGUGCGCGGCUGUGGUUAUAUACCCGACGAACGCACCGAUAAGGAGUGCAUAAGGCGUUUGGGCACACACGAUGUCUCCGCCACCUACUGCGCCUGCACCCAGGAGCUGUGCAAUGGGGCCAAUGCCGUUGGCAUAUCGCAGAUGGCGCUGCUGUUCGGAUUGGCCGCCGGAUUCGCGCUCUUCUUGACAAGACACAGCAUAAGAGUGCAGAGCUCAUAAAUAUCCAUUUAUUUUCCAAUUUUCCAAUAACAAUUUGUGUUUCAAUAUUAUUUGGUCUAAUUUCAAAUUGAGUUUUUGAUAAAAAUUCAGUUUUUAGCCACCUCGUUGGCCAGUUAAUUAAGUUGCAUAAUUUAAUUUAAUUAUACAUGUGUUCGUAAGCGUAAAAAAUGAGAGAUUACCAUAACAAAAAAAAAAAUAAACAUAUAAACUAAACUCUGUACUUAAUUUGUUGGGCUCAUAAAAAAUGCAAGAGUACCUUUAAUGUAAAUGUAAAAUGAAACAAAAUAAAAUGCAUAAACUCUAUUUGGGCGGUCAAAUCUAUUGAAUUGUUUUAUUCAUUAAGCUCAUUUUAAUUUUAUAUUAAUUUUAAUAAAUGUACUUAUAUCCAAACAAAAAACAGAAAUAAACAAAAAACUGCCAGUAAAUGUCUCCGCCUAAUACACAGAAAAAAAUGCAUGCCCAACUUUAAAGCCCAAAAACAAGCUUAACUAAAUAAAUUUUAGUUUCUCAAAUGUAUUGCAAAUGUCUGUUCGGUAUUUUGAAACUUCGAAAUCUUUUCAAACCUUGAUUUCCUUAGCACGAGAAGCUAUUAGAAAGUUCAAAGCAUUUCAACUAUUAAGACGCGAUAUUUACAUGCAGCAAAGAGCCCUAAAAGGUAAAUUUUAACAACAAACUCUUCACAUGAUAUCGAAAAAAAAAAAAAACAAACAAACAAUAAAUUAAAUAAUAAUCACAAUUCAAUGAGUACAUUAAUAGAGUAUAGUAUUUGAAGUAACUAGGACACCAGAUCAUUUGACAAACAAAUUAUGAGUCAUUGCAGAGUAAAAGAAAUAGAAUAAAAACUUAAAUUUCAACUAAAUGCAGAUAACAUAGCAAAACAAACUAUUUACAAAACCAACAAGAACAUUCAAGAAUAAAUAAGAAACUAUGAAAAUGUCACAUUUUGUCCAUUUUAAGCUUCAUACAAAAAAGAAAUUAUAUAAAAAUAG